AAAGGCACGAGGCCACAUGAGCCACGCGCGUCGCCUUGCCAUGGCCGCGCCCCGCGCGGUGCGCGCGGUGCGCGCAGUGGCCACGGUGCGCGCCGCGCGCGCCAAGGGCGCCAAAGGCGCCGAGGAAGCGAGGGCCUCGGUGGCGGCGGCCGCCGCGGGGCAGAGGUACUUCACCAAGACCCAGGAGUGGUUUCAAGUGGAGGAUGAGGGCGUGGUCACAGUAGGCAUCACACAGGUCGCGCAGCGCGCGCUGGGGGAGAUCGUGUAUUGCCGCCUGCCCGAGCCAGGGACCCGCUUCAAGGUGAUGGACAGCAUGGCCACUCUGGAGGCCUUGAAGUCAGUGGGGGAGGUGCACAGCCCAGUGGCGGGAGAAGUGCUGGAGGUGAACCCCAGGCUCGAGCGCCAGCCCUGCCUGGUGACGCGCCAGCCCUUGACGGAGGGAUGGCUGGUGCGCUUGUCCUUCGACGGUCGGAUCCCUAGGUACCUGCGCAGCGCGGUGCCCCGGGAGGUCAUCGAGCCGCUGGACGUGCCGAAGCUGGCGGAGUACCUGGAGGAGCGGCUGCUGAGCCCGAGACAGGAAACUGAGGAGGGCGGCGAGGGCCCCGGGGAGCUCACUUUUGCUGGGCUCACCUCCCUUGAGCGGAGCUUUGUGCACCGGGCGGCGCAGGAGCUUGGCCUCCACACCGGCUCCUACGGCACGGGGCAAGGGCGGAACCUGGUAGUGCGACGGGCGAAGGCGGAGGAGGCGGAGAAGGAGGAGGAGGAGGAGGCCCCAUCCGACGCCUCUCCAAUCCGCAAGAACCGGCCGAAGCGGCGCCGCGUUCAGCUGCUGCGGCGCUGAGGAAAAGGAACCACCUGAAUCCCGCAA
Effrenium voratum is the source of this 868-nucleotide messenger RNA. NCBI's taxonomy places the organism in Eukaryota, Dinophyceae, Suessiales, Symbiodiniaceae. The record is from the annotation of a GenBank genome assembly.